Molecule: messenger RNA, 4899 nt
Organism: Diaporthe batatas
Lineage: Eukaryota; Fungi; Ascomycota; Sordariomycetes; Diaporthales; Diaporthaceae
Product: H(+)-transporting V1 sector ATPase subunit B
Exons: 7
Coding region: 3058-4599 (513 amino acids)
Biological process (GO): proton transmembrane transport; ATP metabolic process
Cellular component (GO): proton-transporting V-type ATPase, V1 domain
Molecular function (GO): ATP binding; proton-transporting ATPase activity, rotational mechanism
Source: RefSeq, a predicted model, not a curated record
CUUGCCAGGCCCUGCCAGCCCUGCUCGCCGGAGCAUCCUCUCCUCUCCUCUCCUCUGCCACCACUGACCAACAAACACAAGCACACACUCACGGCCGCGUCACCAGUCAAGUCUGCCUUCUUGCCCUGCACACAAUCCGAUCGUGAGAUGAUAGAUGGUGUAGUAUACUACCUAGUAGUAUAAGAGCACCAAGUGGGACAGCACCUAAAAACGCCAUUGGACGACCUCGUCUCACAUGCAAUCAACGUGGCUAUCCCGGUGUCUCCAUACAGAGUGUCUUUACCAGAAUCUACGAUCCCCGUGGCAGUUCGUGCCCCCACCGCAGAGUGGGUACUGCCGUGUAAGUCGGCCACAGCCAGGCCUUGUCAGCCAUGCCAGCGCCGCUUCGGCUCGCGUUCCCUCUCCAUUCCUAUUACUCAGAGCCGAGUACUGUGUACCUUCACCAUUCCCUCAAAAAUUUUGACUCGGCGGCGGCCAGUGCGGCAGUGCGGCUGGACGAGUCGAGCCGACUUUGAGUUUGAAUUGCCAUCUUCUGACCAUUCACAGUCAAGAGCGUUGGGUAUCUCGGGAAUUAGUACAACAAGGGAACAGCUCUCUUAUACAAUAUGACAAACAGUUGCACGCCCAUGCUGCCCUCCCGUCACUUCGCGCCUCUUCCCGCCAGGGACGAGUUUCGGGACAUUUGGGCAUUGCGUGCCAGGUCGCCCCAUGCACGUCCGGACUUUCCGCUCCGGCCUUCACUCUCCUUCUCCGCCUUCCUCUCCGCUUGGAUGCUGCGCGCCUUUGCGAGUGGGUCGAUCACGAUCAGCUCAUCCUCCGCCUUUUUGCGAUAACUCAGGUCUUUGCCGAGCUUGUCUGCGGCAAAGCUGAGCGAGUGCGACAUCCACCCCUCGUCGUCGCUCUCGUCUUCGCCCUCAGCCUUGUCCCACGCCUUGCACGAUUGGCAGUUGGCGAUAAAGUGAAGAUCGCAAACCUCGUCUUCCUCGGCAUUGUCCCCAGCCUUGGUUUCGCCGUCCCCUGCGGCGGGCACCUCUGUUGCUGUUGCCUUCUCUGGCGGCGCCUGAUCCAGUUUUUCCUGGAACGCUUUGAGAAAGCUCAGUGCCUUCUGUUCCUCAGCAGCUGUAGGGUUGUUUGCGCCAGGUCUCCUCUUGCGCCCUCGCGUCGACGUCUGCGGGAUCAUCUGCUCCAAGGCGGAGGAUUUCUUGCCCUCACUGACGGGCUCCGAAUGGACAGUCCUCCUCAUCGAUGCUUUCAGAGCAGCUAUUUCCUCGUUCAUCCGCUCGAGCUCAGACUUGCCUUUGGACACCUCUGGCUCCGGGGAAGAAUCGCUCUCAAUAUCUUGUGCGGCCUUCUUAGAUGACUUCUUCAUAGCUUGUGGCGGUGGUGAGGGCUGACGCUCGGGAGGUGUUGCUUCUCUCUGAGGAGGCUCCCUGAUCGGCACAACAGCCUUGGCACCCUUCGCCUCUUUUCCUUUCUUUGAGGCCUUUAGCGGCUUGACCUGAGGCUCUGGCUCGUCGACAUCCAUCACAAUCCUUGUAUCGAACUUUGGCUUCUUUGGAAGAGGUUGUAUGUCGCCCUCGCCCUCUUCGUCGCCAAAGCUUAGCAACUGCUUGCCGCCUUUCCUUUUCUUGUCCUUCUUCUUCUCCGUGGCGGCCGGCCGUGUUGUGCGCUGCGCAAUGCGCUCCCUCUUCUUCAUGUCGUCGAAAGGGUUCACCAGGAUCUCCACGCUGGAGAUCCUGGUUGGGUAUAGGGGUCGCUCGGUUCCCUCUUCCACUUCGCCUUCGCCCAUCUUUGCCAGGUUGUAAAUGGUGUCGCCAGCGACGCGCCCAAACAUGGUGUUCUUCCCAUCCAGCUCGGCAGCCUUGUCCAGCGUGAAAAAGAACUGACUGCCAUUCGUGUCGGCCCGGCUUUCAUUCGCCAUACCCAGCAACCCACGACGGUUGAACUUGAGGCGCGUGUGGAACUCGUCCUUGAAGUUCACGCCUUGAGGGCCGGCGUUCUUUCCUCUCCGCUGGUCCAUCGGCCAUGGGUCCAGGUCCCCGCUGAAAGCGCCGCCAUCGUAGAUCGACUCGCCUCCAUUGCCGGUGCCGGUCGGAUCGCCUCCCUGCAGAAUGAAGCCGGGAACCAGGCGGUGGAAUAUAGUGUUGUCGUAGUAGCCGUCUAGGCAGUGUUGGAGGAAGUUGCGACAGGUGAGCGGAGUCUGCUUCGCGAAGAGCUCGACUGAUAGUUCGCCAUGGUUCGUGUGGAGGAUGACCGACGCCGUUGGCUGCGGCUCGGUGUUGUAAAUGCUCGACAUUGUGCUUCGGUUACCGCCGCACUUCCAUGCCCAAAUGCCCCAGUAGUAGAGGGUGUGGUCUGUUUGUUGUUGUUUCUGUUGUUCUUGGUGCUCAAAGCGGCCUGAGAAGACCGUUUCGAAGUCGUGAAGCAAGUGGCUGGUGCAAAUCAAUUCGAGGUCUGCAGCUAAGUUUAAAGUUAGCUGGAGCUUCUAAGUUCUGGCUAGCAGUACGAGCUUUGCCAGCCGGAACGAUUGAUCACCGCGGUGGGGCGGGGGAGGGGCGACACCCAGCACUCGGCUGGCCUACAACGGUGCUGGCUGCUUGCCUGCCCACCUAGGUAGGUACCUAAGUAGGUGCUGUAGCGGCUCCAGUCAAGAGACCCCUUCUUGUAGUACAAUAUGAGCAUCGACCAGGGCUUGUACAGGCUUCUCAAAUUGGUCGCCUCGAAGUGCAAUACCUUGAAGUGUUGAUAUUCAAUUCAUUUUUCAAAAGAUACCUAGGUGCUGUUCAACUGCAAUUUUUUCCUGUCUCGGAUGCGUUUGUGAAGCUACGGCGUAUAAAAAUAGAAUCGUCGGCAAGUGAGGGAUCAGGAGCUGACGUCGGGUGGUCUAGCGGGUGGUCUAGCAGAGGUGUUUCCUGACCUUGGAGAGGCUGCUGGCCAGUGCGCCGAGCUUAUCAUCCGCCCAACCUCCAGGAGCUCCCAAACCACCAACUACAAUCGUCAUCAGUCUGCACACUUGCGCCCUCGACCACCAGAUCCACACACAUCCAAGCAGCAGCCAUGGGUGACCCUCGCGAGUCGUCUUCCUACUCGGUGGUGCCUCACCUCAAGUACAACACUGUCGGUGGUGUGAACGGCCCUCUGGUCAUCCUCGAAGAUGUCAAAUUCCCCCGAUACAAUGAGAUCGUCGCCUUGACGCUCCCCGAUGGAACUACGAGGCAAGGACAGGUCCUAGAGGCCCGAGGAAACCGAGCUGUCGUCCAGGUCUUCGAAGGCACCUCUGGUAUCGAUGUGAAGAAGACGAAAGUCGAGUUCACCGGCCAGAGCUUGAAGCUUGGUGUGUCAGAGGACAUGCUGGGACGUAUCUUUGAUGGUUCAGGUCGGGCCAUCGACAAGGGCCCCAAGGUGCUGGCAGAGGACUACCUCGACAUCAACGGUAGCCCAAUCAACCCCUACUCGAGAGUCUACCCCGAGGAAAUGAUUUCCACCGGUAUCUCCACCAUCGACACCAUGAACUCCAUCGCUCGUGGACAAAAGAUCCCCAUUUUCUCCGCCUCUGGUCUGCCGCACAACGAGAUCGCUGCCCAGAUUUGUCGCCAGGCUGGUCUGGUCCAGAAACAGGAGGGCGUCACAAACAAGGGUGUGCACGAUGGCCACGAGGACAACUUCUCCAUCGUGUUCGCCGCCAUGGGUGUGAACUUGGAGACAGCUCGUUUCUUCACCCGCGACUUCGAAGAGAACGGCAGUCUGGAGCGUGUCACCCUGUUCCUCAACCUCGCCAACGACCCAACGAUCGAGCGUAUCAUCACGCCUCGUCUCGCUCUCACGACCGCCGAAUACUACGCCUACCAGCUCGAGAAGCACGUCCUGGUCAUUCUCACAGAUCUUUCGGCGUACUGUGACGCUCUUCGUGAGGUCUCAGCCGCUCGAGAGGAAGUGCCAGGUCGUCGUGGUUUCCCCGGUUACAUGUACACUGAUUUGUCGACCAUUUACGAGCGAGCCGGUCGUGUUGAGGGCCGUAAUGGUUCCAUCACCCAGAUCCCCAUCCUGACCAUGCCUAACGACGAUAUCACCCACCCGAUUCCCGACUUGACAGGAUAUAUCACGGAGGGCCAGAUUUUCGUCGACAGAGGCCUGUACAACAAGGGUAUCUACCCUCCCAUCAACGUGCUGCCAUCGCUUUCCCGGCUGAUGAAGUCGGCCAUCGGUGAGGGUAUGACGCGCAAGGACCACGGUGAUGUCUCGAACCAGCUGUACGCCAAGUAUGCCAUCGGUCGUGAUGCUGCGGCCAUGAAGGCAGUCGUUGGUGAGGAGGCCCUGUCAGCCGAGGACAAGCUGUCGCUUGAGUUCCUUGACAAGUUCGAGCGGCAGUUCGUCUCCCAAGGAGCCUACGAGCAGCGAAGUAUCCAUGACUCCCUGGACCUUGCCUGGUCUCUGCUCCGCAUCUACCGCAAGGACAUGCUCAACCGUAUCCCUAAGAAGAUCAUUGAUGAGUUCUACUCGCGUACUGCGGCUGCGGACCGGAAGAAGAAGGACGCCAAGGACAGCAAAGACACCAAGGACAACGCGCCGGCCGAGGAGGAGAACCUGAUUGACGCAUAAAGGGACAGGCAGCCUACACACGGUCGGAGCAGAUUAACGAGGCCUCAGAUUGGAGCAUGAGAUUUGGUUGCAUUUGUAUAUUGCUAGCAUGUUGUGUUCAGUGAGGCACAGUGAUGCGUGUUACAGACUUGAAAAACAAUUAUGUGGAACAUACAGUACCAGUCAGCGAUAACCAGUGAAAUUACGGAUUUCGAAAUUUUGCCCUUUACCAGCCAGCUUUUAUCUUACUAGGUUGGGCGGGUCUUGUCAGGGCCAUAAGCUAAACACCCACAGGACUAACUAAUAGAUCUAUAUACUCUA